AUGAUAGUGUCAAUAAAUUGUUUAAUUCUAGGACAAGCUUCUGAAAAUAAUUUCAAUGUUGUCGUUGGUGAAAUAUUCACCAAUGAUGAUAAAGUUGAUAUCAAGUUUAUUGAUUUAACCGUUUCAAAUUUCAAAGAGCUUCUCUUUCGCAGGAAAAAAGUAAAAAAUUCAGUUCAAGAUUUUGACUGUAUGAAUCUUUACAAAGUUGAACUUAACUUUAAGAGCCUUAAAAAUAAAAUUUAUACCAAAGAAGAGAUUAAAGUUCUUGGCACGAUGAUGGAAAAUAUGUUUGAAUUUAAGGAAUAUUUUAAUAAUACUGAUAAAAAACCUAAGUCAAGACACCUUCAUGUCUUCAUAGUUCCAGCUGCACAAAAGUUGCCUGAAAAAUUAGAGUUUCAUGAUCCCCAUCCUCUUCUCAUGGGUAGUG
This is a messenger RNA of Funneliformis geosporum, 427 nucleotides long. The record is from the annotation of a GenBank genome assembly. Lineage: Eukaryota; Fungi; Glomeromycota; Glomeromycetes; Glomerales; Glomeraceae.